Messenger RNA from Pseudomassariella vexata, 684 nucleotides. RefSeq lists its product as uncharacterized. Lineage: Eukaryota; Fungi; Ascomycota; Sordariomycetes; Amphisphaeriales; Pseudomassariaceae. Bases 1 to 684 code for a protein of 227 amino acids. The transcript has 5 exons. The record is from RefSeq and is a predicted model, not a curated record.
AUGUAUGCCAAUUUCCACGUUAAACAGAAAACAACGUCGAUCUUGAGGCAGCAUCGAGUUAUCCUGCGACUGGGCUCCGUCCUCAUCGACGUCGAUGGGGAUCCAAUUACUUACCUCUUGGUUCGUUUGUGCAUCCGUGUCAAGAAUGUAGACAGGAAUGCUGUCCCAAGCCGAGUCAUGGAAAUACUGUCUCUCAUCCGGAUCCAUAAUAAGCUGAUAGAAAAGUACCGUGCUGGGGUCUUACAAUUGUUGGUACAUUCCGGGAAAGUCCCAGAGAUCCUUCCUCUGAGAACCAGGGUUAAUGUCCAGAAUAGAACGCCAUACUCAGCGCCAGAUGUCUCUUUGAUCUUGGACUUUUCCUCCAACAGAGACUGCAGAUGCUUCUUGGAUAGCAUCAGUUUGAAUCGCAUCUAUGCCUUCCUUAGGCCAGACAACGUGGGUAGCCGUCUGCCCGCACUGGGGAGCCGGACUCUCCGUAGCUUUCACACUAUACGAGACAGUGCUGGUGGAAUAUGUGUCGACACAAAACGGUCGGCGAUGGUGGCCAUAGAACACAACGUGAUAUUCGUCACCGUGGCCGUCGAGUCUAAGUCGGUCAAAGCACAGCCGGUGAUGGUUGCGCAUGCUGGUGUCACGGAUGAUGUGCCUAGUGUUUUAUUUACCGUGUCAGAUACCGAGACUUGA